Populus euphratica (Euphrates poplar) is the source of this 1859-nucleotide messenger RNA. RefSeq names its product Tetratricopeptide repeat (TPR)-like superfamily protein. The record is from RefSeq and is a predicted model, not a curated record. The transcript has 14 exons. Gene Ontology annotation, molecular function: protein binding. The coding region runs from base 136 to 1557 and encodes 473 amino acids. NCBI's taxonomy places the organism in Eukaryota, Viridiplantae, Streptophyta, Magnoliopsida, Malpighiales, Salicaceae.
GCCACGACGUAAUAGGAAAUAAAACCAAUAUUCGUUCUUGGAGUCCCCGACACUCCUCCCUGUCGCAACUGUCCUUAUUUCUCCUGAACAGACCGCGACGGCAACGCUGUGAUUUUUGAAAGAAAUACAGAAGAAAUGGAAGGUGGUGUUAAAUUGGACAAAUGGGGUUACGAGGUCAACACUUCCUCGGAUGCUUGCAUCUCUGCCAUCAACUCUUAUUACCACCAGGUUCUUAGUUAUGGAAGAGAGAGGCGUGUGAUUUUGGAAGCUACACUUCAUGACAAAGACUGCGUGUUAGCCAAUAUUAUGGCAGCUCAUUACCUCUGCUCAUCUGCCAAUCCUUCCCGAGCUUCUUUCCAUAUCCAGGCUGCAAACUCUCGACUUGAAGAAGCCACCCCUUAUGAGAAAGCAGUUUUUUAUGCUCUUAAUUCUUUGAUUUGUGAGAAUAGAGAUGAUGAUGUUGCUCUUCAAUUUCAUUCUAAGCUCCUCAAUGAUUACCCAAGAGAUCUAGUUACUCUUAAAAGAGCUCAAGUUUUAUGUUUCUACAUGGGUAGACCUGACCUGUCCCUGGACCUUGUGCAACAGGUUUUACCCAGAAACCAAGAAGAAGAUUAUAUACAUGGCAUGCUUGCGUUUCCAUUAUUAGAGCUGGGCCGAAUGGCUGAUGCUGAGGAAGCAGCAAGAAAGGGAUAUGAGAUCAACAAGCAAGAUUACUGGGCACAACAUGCUAUGUGUCAUGUCCUUCAAUAUCAAUGCCGUUUCAAAGAUGCAGUAGACUUCAUGGAAGAAUGCUCAUCUUCAUGGAGUUCUUGCUCAUCAUUUAUGCUGACACAUAAUUGGUGGCAUGUAGCUCUUUGUUACUUGGAAGGUCAUGCAUCAGCGAGAAAAGUUUUAGAAGUUUAUGACCAACAUAUCUGGAAAGAGCUGGAAAAAGCUGAUGCUGUGCCUCCAGAAGUGUACUUGAAUGCUCUGGGUUUGUUGUUGCGUGUGUAUCUAAGGGGUGAGCUUGACAUCUUUGAGGACCGUCUGAAGACUUUAGCUUCCUGCAUAACGGAUCAAGCCAAUUGGUAUUUAGAGUGGCACCUUGAUGUGUUGAUAUUAUGGGCCUUGGCUAAAACUGUUGAACCUUCAAAGGCAGAAGAUUUACUUGAGGGCUUGAAAUCCAGAAUUCAUAAGAUGAGCAAGAAGAAGCAACAAAGAAUGCAGAAAGUGAUUCAGCUUGCAGAAGCCUUAUUCGAGUAUGGGAGGGGUAAUGACAAGCAGGCAUUAGAUUUACUUGAUUCAGAUUUUGAUGCCAAUGAUUGUAAGAUGCUUGGGGCAUCAGAUGAACAACUUGAUGUAUUUAAUGAAGUCUGGUGCAGCAUGUUACUAAAUACUGGACAAGCCGCCAAGGCAAUAGGAGUAGUGGAGAAGUGGAUCAAGAAAAGGGAAGGAAUCCCAUUCAUGUGGCGCUUAUUGGAGAGAGGCUAUGCAAUGACAGGCAAUCAGGAAGCAGCAACAGUUGCUGGUGAGAAGGCUAGGGCCUUAGAAGCUGCACAUUUUGUUCAGGUGGCAUGAAAGAUGGAUCAUCAAUCUACCAACUAUGCAUGUGGACAUCUUGUUACAUACAUGAAUUCUACUCGGCUAUAGCCUUGCUUCGUAACUGUGUGAAUUACAGAUGAAAUACGUGUAACCUUUGUUCCAUCGUUCCUAGCUAUCCUUUAUCUGCAUCCCAUGAUUCCAUCUUAAUCAGGGGAGAACAAUGAAAAGGAAAAGGUGAAUCGAUGAGCCUGUUUGUCUGAAGACUGAACUAGAUAAAGUUACCAUAGCGUGAAAGCAAAAAUAAAUGCAAUCAAUAUUUUGGUUGAUCAGUGGGCUUA